AUGCCGGAAGAUGAGUUUAUGCGAACAGAGUUCUCGCUGGAUGAGUAUCUUAGCAAGAUACUAGCAGAUGCCUCUGGGGAGUGCGCGCGCCUUAAGGACCAACAUGUGCGUAUGCUGUCGCACCAUGCAGAGGCACUUUCUUGCGAUAUGCGAAAUAAAAAACAGGAAAUUAGAGAAGGACUAUGCACCUUAGCGGCUCUAACAGAAGAGGCCCGCCGUAUAUCACUUGAGCUCCCAGAACUCUUUCUUCCACUUCUUGCAACAGAAGACCCGCACAAAGAUGAAAUGCACUCUGCGCUUGAAAGUGAGGUGCAGGCACUCCAUGGGGAUGCAUCUAUUUCAGAGGGCCGCUUUCUAAAGCAUAAAGAGCACGUGACUGUUACUAUAGACAGAGUGUCAUAUGAGGGGGUGCUUCUUGUAUGUGCAGAUAUUCUUAUAGUGGGAAUAAAGACAAAUGACGGAUGGGAGAUGUACAAUGCACUUCUUAUUAAAGAAAUACAGUGUCGCAUUGAAGAAGAUAUUCUUGCUAUUACACUGCCCCCUAUUCGUCUUGAAAUUACAAAAGCAGAAAAUACGCUAAAGCAUCUACUCAAUAAGAUACACGGCACAAACUCACAGAAAAGCACACCUCGUGAUAGAAGCAUAUCAGAUAAAGAUGCAAAUAAUAAGGCAGAUGAUGCUGACAAAGAGGCAUAUGCUGACUUUCUCUUGCAAAUUGGGCAAGUGCAGACUGCAGACCCCUCAAUAGAAAAUCUUCUCCAGAAAAUAGAAGAGGCGCAUAAAAGAGGAAAGUGGAAAGAAAGUAGUCUUCUGCAGGCACUUAAAAGGAAAAGUAUUUCAGCUGCUGUGCAGGCAUACUGCACUCUUGAGAAGCCUGUGCUAUACAGAGAAAUAGAUGCAUCUCUUAGAAGAAAGGAGCCAUUGAUAGAUAUUUUGCAGACUCUGCAUGAUCUAAUAGCGCAUUAUAUUUUGGGAGUAGAAAAGGUGUUUCCUGAGCCAGCUGCAUACGGGUAUAUUGCAGUCCAUCUAGAGGAAAUACAUGAGCGCACAGCAAGAUUGGUGUAUAGGCUCUUUUAUUUGUGCAGCGCAUCAGAGGAGGAGAGUGUCGCAUUCAAUGCCGCCUUAAUAAAGGCAUUUACUUAUGACGGGUACUCGUAUGGGUAUACAGCAAGAAUAGGCGAAGAAGUACGCAAGGACCUCCUUAGAAGUAAAUAUGCGUUCAAUAAACAAGUAAUGCAGAAUAUAUUCAAGAAAAUACAGCUAUAG
Messenger RNA from Nematocida ausubeli, 1266 nucleotides. RefSeq lists its product as uncharacterized. The transcript has a single exon. NCBI's taxonomy places the organism in Eukaryota, Fungi, Microsporidia. The record is from RefSeq and is a predicted model, not a curated record. The coding region runs from base 1 to 1266 and encodes 421 amino acids.